Molecule: messenger RNA, 2280 nt
Organism: Hypoxylon fragiforme
Lineage: Eukaryota; Fungi; Ascomycota; Sordariomycetes; Xylariales; Hypoxylaceae
Exons: 9
Coding region: 375-1883 (502 amino acids)
Source: RefSeq, a predicted model, not a curated record
CUAAACCUACCUGGUAGGCUACUAAUCUACCCGCCUCUCCCUUAUUUCAAUGUUUAAUGUUCUAACUACCUAUUUACAUAUCUAUGCACCUACAGGCUCAUCAACAACUUCAACCUACAAUUUCUCACCCUCAAGCAAACAGUUCGGUCAAGCAUCGCCUCAUAGUUCGCCCGUGAAUAGCUCAGUCUGCGCCUCGAUCUUCUGCACGUCACAAUCCUCCAUAGAAGCUUAAUCGAAAAUGUUUUAAACCCGCAUUGCCCAGGCAUUCGGUUUUUGGAUAGAUAGAUAUAUCUGUACAUGCUCACCUAUGUUUUUUUUUAUUGCUUGGCAUUAUCUAUCAGAGCUAAAGACUUCCUAAACGAACGGUGUGAAAUAUGGACGACUAUCUGUUUCGAUAUCACGUCGACCAAUGCAAGACCGUUGAGGAAAAGACGACCUACCUAGAAAUACUCAAUUACUCCGACCCAACUUAUAACAGUUGUGAGGAACACCCCUUAGUGACCCAAGAUGACUUUGAGAACUUUCUUCGUCGAAAUGGCGCAUUUGCUCCCCCAAUGUUAGCUGAGGGGGUGAAAUUGCAAGAUGGGGUUCGUCUGAUAGUUCAGAAAGAUGCCCAACACCCCGAUACAUUUAAGCCCCUUCACAUAUCACUGAAGAAAGAUGCCUAUGAAUCUAUGGUGAGGACAUGGCAUCUUCCAUUUCGGGCAAUUGAGGGUAGCAGUCUCGUCGGCCCAUUCUUUUGGUGCUCUCAUGAUGACAAUGAAGAUGAUCGCCAUCUACAAAUCAUAUUUCGGAAAUCCGAUGUGCGCAAAAAAGGCAAGACCCGUGGAUGGGAGAUCAUGCUCUCGUACUCUUACAACACCUGCAUAACCACCGGGUUUGUCAAAGGUACUGAGUCUUCAGACAUUCUUGAGGCACUCGACCACCUGAUUGCUUGUCGUUCUGAACUUGGCCAUCCCCUUAUACUUCCAAUCAUCAUUCUUUCUCACGACUUGUCAGCUAAGGGUGACAUGAGACAACGUGACGCAAGAGAUUGGCUGCGACGACUUGAAAAUGCUAUCACCAUGCGUAACGAGAUUGAGGAGAGAGAAGUCUAUAUGGACCUCGACGUGGAUAGAAUCAACCGAGACUUAGUGGAAUGUCAUUCCCAGGUUCUGUGGAAACGGCCGCAGGCUUAUCAGGAAAUCCUGAAAGAGCUCAGGGAGGCCAUGCAGAAAUUCAUGGAAGGCUUGCACAUUCCGGAUGAGAGGCGUGCGAAGAAGCUUGGAAACUUGCAUAACAGCAUGCUCUCAAGGUUAGAUUUCUUCAGGGCCAAGCUCACAGGAAUGGAGCACUAUAUUCAUACGACAUUAGAGAGGUUGCACAUACAACGACAGGCCCUCUAUAACAUCAUGGCUCAGAAAGAAUCCAAACUCAAUUUGGAGAUUGCUUCACAGCAGAGGCGAGUAGCACACGCCACAAAACGUGACGGUACUGCUAUGAAGACACUAUCUCUUCUCGGUGCAGUUUUUCUCCCUGGGACUUUUAUGGCCUCUGUCUUCAGCAUGACGUUUUUUGAUUUUAGUGCCGACUCGGAUGCAGGCGGCGGCGUCUCUGGGAGUAGCGCUCACGUUUCGCAACUCCUGUGGGUAUACUUCGCGGUCACAAUACCGCUUACGACUGUCAUCUUGCUAUUCUGGUACUUCAUAGACCGGAAGCGUGAGAAGAGAUACAAGGAAGAGGAUGAUGAGAUCGAGAAGGGGAUCGAUAGGAUGGAAAAGGAUAUCUUGGCUAUCAUGCGCAAGAAGACCAUCAACAAGGCUACGACGUGGACUUCGGGGGGUUCCAUAGGGGCGAGGAGGGAGAGGAGAAACACGGAGAAAGAUAUUUUGAAACUGGCUUGAACGAGGUACGGGUACGAAGAUCGGAGAUGUGAGAUGUGAGACGAUUUGAAAGAGAGGAGAAUGAAAGAGGAGAAAAGUAGCCCGAUGUUACUAUCUAUCCCGCGAGCGAACGAACGAACGAACAGGCAGGUAAUCUACGGAGAGCGAUGUUGAUUGGACCAUUGCAGCUAUUGUCGAUAAGACUUCACGAUGCUACGCCCUUUUUUUUUUAUUACGACCACUGAACGAAAAGAAAGUAUAGACAAAUAUACCUAGGCGGGAUUUCGAUAAAUGGUACCUAUCUAGGAGGUACCGAAUCACCCACACACUCUUGGAUGAGUUAUGAUAAUACAUGCAUAGGUACAUACUUGCCUUAUAGCGUACUUAGAUACUGGAAUAAUAGAUGCGAUUUUCUUGG